UGUGUACCCCAGGAGCUUUCCGCGUCGGCCUCUCCAAAGCGUUUACAUUCUUUUUUGUCUACCUCUCUCUUCCGUUCUAUAUUUAAUUUGUACAUUUAUGUAAGAAAUUUUGUUUGGUUUGCUUUGGCAUUUUGGGCUGUCAUAGUGCGUGCAUACUUCAUAAGGACAUAUCGGUCUCUGAGGAAGACUGAAAUUUCACCCAAGACGGCAGCUCUGAAAUCAUGACGUCACCCUUUCUGUUGACCAGCCUGGUGCUGGUCUUCGUCCAGCUCACCACCGUUGGCGGCUUCAUUGUCCUGUCCUGGGGAAAAUGCCCGGAUAUACCGUCGAUGGACAACUUCAACAUCCAACGGUACAUGGGGAAAUGGUAUGCCACGGAAUCCUUUGACGCUCCCUACCAGUUCAUGUCCUACUGUAUCUCUGCCAAUUACACCCUACUCCCCGGAGGGGACGCAGUCAGGGUCUACAACUCCGGCAAGCGCGGAUGGAAAAUAGGGAACAGACUGCUGUUCGCAGAGGACAGUGUGGCUGACGGCUUUGCUACAGUGAGAAACCCUCUUGUGCCCUCUGCGCUCAACGUGGAAUUCCCAGCGCAGAAUU
This is a messenger RNA of Aplysia californica (California sea hare), 600 nucleotides long. RefSeq names its product apolipoprotein D. NCBI's taxonomy places the organism in Eukaryota, Metazoa, Mollusca, Gastropoda, Aplysiida, Aplysiidae. The record is from RefSeq and is a predicted model, not a curated record.